UUCGUGAUCCGUCAAACACUGUAACUGUAGCCCACUUAGUUGCAUCCAAGUAUAGCAGGAAACUGGGAUAUGUGUCUGCAUUUUCUGUGCUUCCAUACAGAAAUGUUGCUCUGACAAGAAUACCGUGUGGGCCGGUUUAUGCUGACAUAUCAGACCAGGUCAACAUCACCUUUUAAGAGGUUUGUUUUUCUUCCGUAUGAACACAGUUCAAGGUUGGUCCCCAAACUCACUAAAUUCCAGAAAAAAGGUUCAUUUAAUUUGUUUUUGUGUUCAUAUUUUUAGAAGUACCAUUUCAUUUUUUUGUGUUCAUAUUUUUUGGUUGUUGUGAUUGAAUGUUAUCUAAGCUCCAAGUAAGGUCAGUGUUUGCUAAUAAAAGUUGCUUUCUUGGUUUUGUCAUGGGAGUCAUUGGUACUAAUAAGUAAUAACACUGCUACAACAACAUUAGUUACAUUACCUAAGUUAAAAUCUCAAAAGAAUUGUGUCGGCUGCAUGAACUGUAAAGUCAUCCGUACCUGUUACGUGUGACAUGUGUGAUCGAAUCCUUUUCCUCCACUCACUUCUAUCAAAUUAAUGCAAUCAAUAUGAUCGUCCCAGAUGUCUAGUUAUUGCAUGUUUUUUUUGUUUUAAUCCUUUUCCAUUAAGAUCAUUAUUGGUCAACCUUAACUUCUUUUAAAAUCUUCAUUAUCUCAACUUUCCAUGAUAUGCAGUGUGCAACCAUCAUCAGUUAUUUUUACUUGCCAUGGUAGGGUUUCCAGGCCUACUUCAUAAGAUAUUGUAGUGGUUAAGAUCUCAAACCUAAGCUAUUUAUUUCAUAGGUUAGUUUAAAAAUGAACUGACUGAAUUCUUUUUCUUGAAUCCUUAAAGAUUAUGCUCUUUGUACUAAUGCAAAAGUUAUCAGUUGGAAUGAUGACCUAAGCUAGCAAUUACUGUGAAAUUCUAGGAAACUACUCACUUUGUUUUUCUCUCUCGCACACAAGAACAUAACACACUGAUCAAUGUACUAUUGUAACAUUAAUCAAAAGAGACUUGCCUUCCUUUAGUUGCUUAUAAUUGUAAUUAAUUAGUAAACAAUAGGACUUCUAUUAGUUCCAGGCUAACCACACAUAACAAUGUGUAGUUUACUCUCAUUUUAUUAAGAAGGAUAGAAAACAAUCAAUUAUUUUCUCUCUUCUAGAAAUCUCUAACUUCCAUAAAUCUAUGCCUUAGCUGUAUGGUCCUUUGGUUUACAAUUUUCUUGAGAACUCUUCACAUCUUGAAAUCUUCCCAGUUUCUUCUUAUAUUCUCCCUUCACAGUGGAUAUGUUUGUUACUGCGCCAAAACAAGUUUACAGUUAAUUGAAUUCUUCAUGAAAACGGGUAUAUAUGAGCCUCCACGAGAAGACGAAUUUACAGUUAUCAAUGAUUUUAUUAUGUCAUAAAAAAAGUUGUCAUCUUUCUAAGUAUAAUAGUUGUUUAUGAUCGGAGUUCUUAUGAUACCCAACUGAAUGUUGUUAAGAUAGUCUUAAACAGAAUGUUGUGGAGAGUGUGGGAAUAACCUAGCCAUUACAAAGGGGCCUUUUUUAAAUUAUACUCGUACAUGAUAUUGUUAAUUACUACGUAUAAGGUUCCUAUACUGUACCAAUAGAAGGGAAUAUAUAAUCCAUGAGGAAUUGAGGAUAUAAUUAGAGAAGGAAGACUUACUAAGGUACUUCUUAAUGUCAGUGUUACACUGUUACCUAAUACGUGGAACGAGUACGUGGGCGCAAUUCACUGCCUAAGUACGUUGAAUUAGCCCAAAAUUGUUCCACAGUACGAGUACGCGCGUUAUAAUACGCGCGUUCUCAAUACGCAAUUCGUGGGAACUGGUGUAUUAGGUAACACUGCUUAUUAUCAUUAUUUGAUCCAUUGGACUUCACCUUGGGCCGUUCUUUAAUCUUUAGUGAGUAAGACAGAAAUCAAGCCCAUUAAGGAGCUUCAGGAAAAGUGGCUUUAUCAUUAGUUAAGCAGUUGAGCUCACUCCAAAUAAAAGGGGACAAAAUAUAAAAGACAAAAAGGAGGUGAAAAACAGGAAAUGCUUGCCUAGAAAUUACUUUUCUUUAGUUGAAAUUGAUUAGGUAGUAGAGAGGAGGUAUGUGGGGGGUCCAGGUCUGGCUUUACUUUUCUUGCUAAAAUGGUUGUUAAAUAAAGAGUCUUGAGCUAUAGGCUAAACGAACAAAAACUCUUCAUUUAACAACCAUCUUAUAAUCUUAGUAUUAAUCUUGACGAUCAUGAUUAUAAUUGUAAAUUUAACAUAUUACGAUCCACAGAAAUGUUUUUUCUUAAAAAGAGAUCAAGGAAUGAUACUUAUUUGUCUCUAUUGAGUUUUGUUUGUCAAAGUCAAAUGUGGCGUAUUUUUUAACGUAGAAUUUACAUUGGUUAUUAUUCCGAAAGUACAUCCUGGAAAUCAUGGGAAAUGAAUUGAAGUCCAAGGCCAAGAAAUUAUUUGGAAAGAAAAAUUAAGGCAGAGGUGGGAAGAGAGAUUAAUUGAAGCCAUCCUUUUCUUUUCUUGGAGAAGGAAAAAGGUUUCAAUGUUAAGCAAGUUGGCUUUAUCUUAUGCUUAUCUUUUAAUGGCAACUAAUUUGUAAACAAGUUACCACCCUUUCCUUAUUUCUCUUCUUUAAAACAUUCUCUCCUGAAAACUCUCUUUCUCUUUCUCCUUCUUUCUCUCUCUCUAUCCCUCCCUUAAAUCCUUGUUUUCAUUGGAGUAUUUUCUAGUCAAAAAAAUUCUGGGGAAAAUAUAAAACAGGACUUAUGUGGCAGAAGCAGCAGCCUAGCAAAUCUUCCUACAGAGAAUCAAUCAAAGCUCUUGAAGCUGAUAUACAACAUGCCAAUAAUCUGGCAGCUUCUCUUCCAAGGGACUAUUGUGGGGAUAGUGUUCAAAUGAAACUAUCUUACAGUCCUUUGGCACCCUUUUUCAUAUAUUUGAUAGAAUUGAUGGAUUAUAGUUGUACAGAUACCCUCCCUACUUUUUUGGGACUGCAUCACAUUUUAUUAUACAAGGUAUAUGUUGAUGGAAUGCCAACAAUGUCAUCCCAAGAAAAGAAGGCUUCUUUAAGGGAAUUCUAUGCUGUUAUAUACCCGUCGCUUAUGCUGUUAGAAGGUAAUCUGAUUGAAUCAGAAGAAGGUAAGAAAAGAACUCGGAGCUCGGAUAUUUUGAGCAGAAAUAGAGUAGAUGACAAGAGGAAACUUCUGGAUGAUGAUUUCGAGAGGGAUGAUGAGUGCGGGAUUUGCAUGGAGCCUGGCACGAAGAUGGUGUUACCCACCUGCGGACAUUCCUUAUGCAUUAGUUGCUUUCAGGAUUGGAGUUCAAGAUCGCGGUCCUGCCCAUUCUGCCGGGGAAGCCUAAAGCGGGUUGACUCUAAAGACCUGUGGGUUCUCACGAACAACCACGAGGUUGUUGACUCGAUCACCAUAGCAAGAGAGAAUCUAACCCGUUUCUACUUAUACAUUGAAAGCCUUCCACUUGCAACACCUGAUGCCCAUUUCUUCAUGUAUGAUUACAUGAUAUAAGCUGCAGUACUUAAGAAACAGCAUAAUAAGCAACUACUACAAAGUGUAAAAGAAGCCGACCAUUGAUUGUAUAUAGUGUCUGGUAUCAACAACUGUAAACAUAAUCAUAAGAUAUGAUGUUCGUGACCUGAUUGGUACGCGACUGCUGUUCGUGUUCUGACUUCAGAGGAAGGUGUAGAUAUUCAUGUUGCAGAAGAUCAUCUGUAACCUAGUGUAGAAGCAAGUAAAGGUAUGCUUGAUUGACAUUCAACCGUGUUCCUGGCCUUUUAGAAUCUGGGAAUUGAAGGGAUUGUCAAGUUAAAAGUAUAUUGUAUAAUAUCUGGGUUUUGCCCCCCCUCAAUAAUUUGAUGAAAUUUGUACUGUUGGGGUUGCUCAUAUGUUAUCUUUUUAAUGACUAAUGUAAAUGAAAUGAUCAUUGACUUGGACUAGUUA
Spinacia oleracea (spinach) is the source of this 3959-nucleotide messenger RNA. Its product is annotated as E3 ubiquitin-protein ligase AIRP2. The coding region runs from base 2769 to 3527 and encodes 252 amino acids. Gene Ontology annotation, molecular function: ubiquitin protein ligase activity. Lineage: Eukaryota; Viridiplantae; Streptophyta; Magnoliopsida; Caryophyllales; Amaranthaceae. The record is from RefSeq and is a predicted model, not a curated record. Gene Ontology annotation, biological process: protein ubiquitination. The transcript is spliced from 7 exons.